Messenger RNA from Poeciliopsis prolifica (blackstripe livebearer), 4708 nucleotides. RefSeq names its product G protein-coupled receptor 137c (gene gpr137c). Bases 301 to 1656 code for a protein of 451 amino acids. The record is from RefSeq and is a predicted model, not a curated record. Gene Ontology annotation, biological process: positive regulation of TORC1 signaling. NCBI's taxonomy places the organism in Eukaryota, Metazoa, Chordata, Actinopteri, Cyprinodontiformes, Poeciliidae. Gene Ontology annotation, cellular component: lysosomal membrane. The transcript is spliced from 8 exons.
UGCAGAGAGCAGCUUUGCAGACAAUCACUGAGGCACCUCUCUUGUUUUUCUUUGGCUCCUUCUUGUUAUUUUUAACUCAGCUCAUUUUGAAUGCCGAACCAUUCAUUUAUUCACUAGUUUUUUUCCAACCGGAGAGCCAAUUGUUGGGUGAAUAAUGCCACUUCUUUUCAAAGAAACAGUCUUUAUCUCAUUUUUGCGCGUGAAUGCCGUUGCCUUUUUGCCCUCCAUGGUAAAUGCAACCCAGGUCUGACCCACUUUCAGCGUCUUUUCCCCCGCCCCCCUCACGAGCAUCAAGCGGAGAUGUUUUCGCCAGGAGAGGAGCUCGAUGCCGAUUUGUUUACCACUCUGAAGGAGUCAUCCGGAGAUGCGAUCUCUCCAACGCUGGAGCUCAGUUUGACCACCGUCUACACCGUCCUCUACUCUUUCCUCUUUGUUUUCGUCUACCUGCAGCUCUGGCUCAUCCUGCAUUACGGCCACAAGCGCUUCAGCUACCAGAGCGUGUUUUUGUUCCUGUGCCUGCUGUGGGCAGCGCUGCGGACGACUCUCUUCUCUUUCUACUUUAAAAAUGUGGUGCAGGCCAACCAGCUGCAGCCUCUGGCCUACUGGCUGCUCUACUGCUGUCCCGUCUGCCUGCAGUUCUUCACACUCUGCCUCCUCAACCUCUACUUCACACAGGUGAUGUUUAAAGCUAAAGCCAAGUAUUCGCCUGAGCUCACCAAAUACAAAGUUCCUCUGCGCCUGUUCUUUCUCUGUCUCAGUAUAUUUUUUCUGGUGGUGAAUUUGACUUGCGCGUUGUUAGCUCAAGGAGCUCUGGUGCACUCUGACCCGCCAAGCGAUGGAGGGAUCAGACAUGCAGUCUUGGCUCGGGUCCUGAUUAACGACAGCCUGUUUGUCCUGUGUGCCAUAUCUCUUGCUGUGUGCAUCUUCAAAAUCGCCAAAAUGUCUUCUGCCAACGUUUACCUCGAGUCAAAGGGAACAUCAGUGUGCCAAGCGACCGCCGUAGGAGCCGUGGUGAUUCUCCUCUAUACUUCCAGAGCCUGUUACAACCUAGUGGUGGUGGCCCUGUCGCCGCAGGACAGACCCAGCCCCUUCAGCUAUGGCUGGUACAGCGUCUCCGAUCAGGCAGACAUACAGAAGAUCAGCGGUGAGGGAUACAUUGUUUUUGGGAUUAUUUUGUUCUUCUGGGAGCUGCUGCCCACCAGCUUAGUGGUGGUUUUCUUCAGAGUCCAAAGGCCUCACCAAAACCUGGCGCCAGGCGGCAUGAUCAACAGCCACAGUUUUAGCUCUAGAGCUUAUUUCUUUGAUAACCCGCGACGGUACGACAGCGAUGACGACCUGUCAAGGAGCAUCAAUAGCAGAUCUGAUCGAGCCAGUCUUCUGUCCACUACGCCUCAGAUGGCAACGUCCAGCUGGUAUGGCUCUAUUCAACGCAAUGGGAGUCUAGCACCGGGGGUGGCCUCCGCCCAGCAGCUACCUCCUUCCACGGCCCCACUCCUGUUUGCCCAAGGAAACAUCCAGAGUCACCAUCAUCACCAUCACAACUACUACUCAACCCCACAGAACAACUACCAACAUCAUCAACAUAGUAACUAUUAUUCCACGCCGCAGAAUUAUUACUGCGGAUCGCAGACGUAUUUCUGCACCCCACAAAAUUAAGUAGGAACCAUUGAAGACUGGAUGAGAAGAUUACAAAUGAUUUAAUCUUUUUGUCCCAAUUUUGCUUGUACAGCUGCAUCAACCCCAGCACUUUUCAAUUAAAAGUGCUGACCACACAAAUGGCUUCAACAACUGUGUGAAAAUGUGGCGAUACAAUAAAGCAAGAAAGUUGGAACUACAAGAAUACCAGCUUUUUUGAGGACUUCAGCACAGAAGAGUAGCAUUUAACCACCACCAAUAGGUGGAAAACUGAAAACAUUUCUUUUGAAUGCUUUGGUUAGAGUAAAAUAGAGACUGGAAAUAUUUGUGGCCAGAUAAUCAUUCCACUUUUAAAUUUCAAUGGUAAGGAAACAUUGGCAGCCGCUAAUUUGCUCGUCCUAAAGCUGUCAGUCAACAGUUCGGGCCGUAGCAACACUGUUAAACAAAAUUUGCCAGUCUUGUUUGAGGUAUUGGCUCUUUUACAGACAUUUUACAAAGUCUAAAACGCUGAGUGUUCGGACUCGUAUGACAGGAAUUAGUUCAUGCUAAUUCGCCAGUGCCUGCUGAAGUUGGAACUGUUAGUCGUGGUAGCAAUAAGCCAAAAAAAAAACCCCAACAACUUCAAAAUCAAUUAAAGAAAUUAAAACCUUUUAUUGUUUAAGUCAAUUUAUCACUUUUAUUAAAUUGUGGUUGAGUUCUGUUGAAACACAAAGAGAAAAAUAAAAAAAAUACUGUUAGGAAAUAGCUAAUGCUAAUUUGCUGAAGCAUGGAGAGUUAGCAUUGCUAGCAUAAAGUCUAAACUAAAAAAUAAAAACUUUGUGUCACUUAGGUCAGUGUGUUAUUUUUAUCAAAAAUGGAACUUAAGUUCCGGGGCAAAACAAGUGCUAAUAUGCUGUUGCUAAAAGAAAAAAAAGUUAAAAACUUAAAAUUAAGACAAAUAUGUAAAAUUUUGUUGUAUUAAAUUAAUUGCUAUUAUCAACUUGAUCUGAAUAAUUUUGCAAUACAAGGAAAACAGUGUGAAAAAGUCUCAUAAGAAAUUAGCCAAUGCUAGCAUGACUAUUUGGUUAAAUCUGGGAUAUUAGCACUGCUAGCAGUUAGCACAAGAUAAAAAAUAAUCUGAAUUUAAAAUGAUUGGAAAUGUUACAACUUAAUUCAGUUUAUUAAUGUUUAUAAAACUGGAAUAUAAUUUUGUUGCAACAUAAAUUGAAAAUUGCAAAAGAAUAAAUAAAAAUAAUGCUAGUUAGCGCAUCAGAUGCUCAAUUGCCCCUACAUGGGUAAUGGUUCCAUGUGACUUAUAUAAGCUCUCAUAAUUAUCAGUGUGUAUCCUUAGACUCCAUAAAUGUCUGUAAGAUUUAUGUCUAUCUAGCUGAUUAGGUGUUUGCUCUCAUUGCCUGGUUUCCUCUGUUGACUGACAAAAAGUCAUUUUCAGUUUUCUUGAUUACAACAUGGAUUCCUUAGUAUACAGGAAAAACAUGAGACUGGGGGUGAAUGUGAAUCCCUUCAAGGUGGCGAAGAAAGCGUACAAAGUACAAGAAAGGAGGGAUCUGUAAAGCUUGUUUGCGACCAAAAGGAUAUUUAAUAUGAUCAGUUUUUGUGAGCUGUGAGGCAGAAAUUUGCACUUAGUGGAAGAUCACCUUCAGAGAAAAAGGUUUUUGAGCCUGGAAUGUAGGUUUUUCUUCUCAUAUCUUAUAUUUUCUUCUGUAAUUGUAUGUACUCUCUUCUAUUUAUCCUACAAGGAAGAAAAUGUCAAUGUGCCAUCACAUUUUGUCAUAUCAGAUAGUUGCAUUCCUUAAAGAAAAUAUUUUUGCACAAGAAUUAGUCAAAGGAUGUAUGCUGUUGUCUGCUUCCAUGCCAAUCAGUUUUAUAUGCGUGUUGUGAUAUUUUUAUUGUAGGUGGUGUGUGCGUGUUUUCAAUAUUUGUCUUUGAUGUUUAGUCAGCUUUUAUACAUUGUUUUUAUUUUUUCUAACAUAUUUUGUAGCUUUAUGUGUUUCCCACAUCCUUCCUGUUUUUGUUUUCACAUCACAAGUUUUCUGGAUCUUAUGACAGCCUGUUUUUAAAUUUUAAUUUUUUUUUUGUGGUGUUGUUUACAACCCACUUCUUGAACCAAAAUCACUGCAUCUGUGGUUAAUUACUAAGAAAUACUCGCUGAUGUCAAGCAAACCUAAAGCCUGGACUGAAAGUGUUUCUUAUGCUGCUGUUUGCGUUUUGAGGUUCCAUUGCUUUUAUCACCAAGUUAUAUCGGACUUUAAAGUCCAGUGAAGGAGCUGAAGUUCUCAUCGUUUGGGUCCAGCUUUUUAACAGCGGAGCGAAAUGCAUGUUUCUGCGUCUGUGCGCAUAAUUUGCCACCGUUUCUCUAGCAAAUCUGGUAUUUGUGUGAAAGUGUUUUUAAUCUGUCUGCCACACAGAAAAUGCAGUGAUAAUUUCCCUAUCAGUUGUUUUAUGGUAUUGAUGGUUAUAUCCGUGGCCAUACUGAAUGUAACCAAAUCACUAAUGAUGUAUGCAAGACAAGCACUACCAUGUUUUAAUAAAGGUCUACUGCACUGUUUAGACAAUAGUAGUAAAUAUAAAAUGUCAAACAUACAACUGCAAAUCAAACCGUUGCACAAUGUCCUUAUUGUUUCCGCUGUAGUUUGACUGUUGCCGACCUCUUCCCACCAGUAUGCACAGUCUGUCAUGUGGCAGAUUUUAUGGACUAAUAAGAUUAAGAGGAUCAUCGUAUCUGGAACUGGACACGAGUCUGGAAGAGCAUGACCAGACAUACUCUUCCAGGGUUGCCGUCCUACCUGAAUGAAGCUUUAUUCACUGGAAAGCACUUCUGAUGUUGCUAGAAAUGUGAAGUUGUUAAGAAUUUGCUAAGAGCUAAAAUUAUUUGGUGAAAAGACAGAAAGUACCAUAGCAAUGAAAGGAUUGGCCCAGUCAAAGUCCAUGAUGAGAAAGAUGACAAAAAGGUGAAAAUAACUUUUUGUACUCAUGUACAUUCUUUAAAAAACAGUUCAACCUGUAAAUUACUAGAAUAUCCUUUCAUACAUGUAUCUGUACUUCUACUUGCAGGACAUUAAAUGGUGAAAAUUUA